AUGGCCACCGCUGCUCGUGCGGCGACCUUGAGGUCUCAGGUCCCGAUCUUCAGAGCCACGUCGCAAAGCUCUCGAACUGUCUCGUAUUCGGCCAUGCCGUCGCAAACUAUGAAGCUUUCUGGCACGAGCCGGGAUCUCCUUCACAAUACUCAACUCCCUGUCUCCAAACUCGUCUCCCCGUUCGCCGCCCUUCCUUUGACCCGAUCUUUCCACGUCGGAGGCCCUCUUUUCCAACAACAGCAACAGUCUAAGGACGAGAAGAAGAGCGAAGAGGCCAAUUCAGAGUCACAGAAGGAACAAGGAGAAGAGACAAAUGGAGAGAACAAGGAAAAGAAGGAAGACGCGCCCCCCGCCACCCCAUGGAGACAAGUCUCCCUGAGCGAAUUCAAGGCCUCCAAGGAAUGGAAUGAGUCUACUAAAGCUCUGGCUUCCUCUGCACACCAGUUCACCGAGAAUGAGAACAUCAAACGCGCUCGUGCGGCGUACGAGGCCGCUUCUGGAGCCGCUGGUACACACACCUCCGCCGCGCUUAAACACACCGGCAAGGCAAUUGGAAAGGGUGCUGCCUGGACAUGGAACACAUCUGUUGUCAAAGGUGUCCGCAAGGGUGUCUCUGUCACUGGUGCGGGUAUUGAGAAAGCGACGAGACCGGUUCGGGAGACCGAGGCAUACAAGAAUGUGAAGGAGACCAUCGAUGAUGGGAGCAGCUCCCGUUAUGGUGGAUGGGUUGAGAAGGAAGAGCGCCGCCGGCAGCGCCAGCUGCGUGAGGAGAUGGAGCUCAAGUCUGGCAAGCGCCGGUUGCAGCGAUUGGAAGAGGAUCCGAAUGCCGGAACCAACGUUACUCUUCACAAAGAUGCUGCCUGGAAGGAGUCGUGGCGCACCUUCCGCGAGUCAAACCCGAUGAUGCAGAAGCUCUUUUCCAUGAGGGAUGUCUAUGAGGAAUCCGAAAAUCCGCUCAUCAGCACUGCUCGCAGCAUCUCGGACAGAGUCGCUGGAUUCUUCGCAGAGAAUGAGACCGCCAUGGUCAUCAAGAAGUUCCGGGAGAUUGACCCCAACUUCCAGAUGGAAGAGUUCCUUCGUGAACUCCGCGAAUACAUGCUGCCCGAGGUCCUAGAUGCUUAUGUCAAGGGUGAUAUCGAGACUCUCAAGCUUUGGCUUUCUGAUGCUCAGUUUUCCGUCUAUGCCGCUCUCUCGAAGCAAUAUACCACUGCAGGUCUGAAGUCCGACGGCCGGAUUUUGGAUGUCCGUGGUGUCGAUAUUUCCAAUGCACGUAUCCUGGACCCUGGCGAGAUUCCAGUAUUUGUCGUCACCUGCCGUGCCCAGGAAGUCCAUGUCUACCGCAACGUCAAGACCAAUGAGCUUGCUGCCGGUAUGGAGGACAAAGUUCAGCUGGUUACUUACGCCAUCGGCUUGACCCGUAUCCCGGAAGAAGUCAACAACCCCGAGACUCGGGGCUGGAGAUUGAUCGAGUUGCAGAAGGCUGCUCGUGACUACAUCUAA
Molecule: messenger RNA, 1500 nt
Organism: Penicillium macrosclerotiorum
Lineage: Eukaryota; Fungi; Ascomycota; Eurotiomycetes; Eurotiales; Aspergillaceae
Gene: tim44
Product: protein translocase subunit TIM44
Exons: 3
Coding region: 1-1500 (499 amino acids)
Biological process (GO): protein import into mitochondrial matrix
Cellular component (GO): mitochondrial inner membrane
Molecular function (GO): protein-folding chaperone binding
Source: RefSeq, a predicted model, not a curated record